AUGAGGUUAAACGGACUGAUUCCUGCUCGAUUUCUAGUCCUAGUUGCCCAUUUAACCAUCCUAGCGACCAUGCUCUGGGCACGUGACCCUACAAUCAAAGCCUGCUUACCUCUCUCCUAUUCCGACAGCGAAUACGACGAUAAAGACGUAGAGUUCAUUGUCGGAUUGAGUUUAGCCCUCGGAUUUGGAGUCCUCGAACUGUUGUCAUUCAUGUUCGGACUGUCGAUGUUCGUGCAGAGUCAGAAUCUGAUCUCGACCGGGGCUCAUUUUGCGGCUUCAGUCGCGCUGGUUUACUACCUAAUCGACGCUUAUGCAUGUGCGGAGUUCUGGUACAUUUUUGGAUUCUGCAGUGCUUUCCCUUUCGUGCUUGAGAUAUUUGUAGAUAUAGCUUCUGUGAAGUUCAACCGAAGACUGUAA
Molecule: messenger RNA, 417 nt
Organism: Symsagittifera roscoffensis
Lineage: Eukaryota; Metazoa; Xenacoelomorpha; Acoela; Convolutidae
Product: transmembrane protein 107-like
Exons: 1
Coding region: 1-417 (138 amino acids)
Biological process (GO): non-motile cilium assembly; protein localization to ciliary transition zone
Cellular component (GO): MKS complex
Source: RefSeq, a predicted model, not a curated record